UCAGGAGCAUCCUAAACCUGGUGUCCACUUCAAGGGUUAUAACUAAAAAGUUGGAGGAGAGAAGCAGUACUUUUAUUAUUUGAGGUUUUUCCAGGUGAAUUUCAAGUGAAUGGCACCGUCUCUGGCCAGAUCUGCUCCGAGCGAACUCAACCACUGGUGGAGCCAGCUGAAGUUUCGCCUCCAGAACAAGAAAGGAUGGAACGAGUUGUUGGACGAGACGUUCUUCUUCUACACAAAAAACAUAAAUGACAUUCCUCUCUUCUACGCGGCUAAGAACAACAGUCCUGGCUGCAUCAAGAAACUUCUCAGCUGUUCGUCCACCAACAUCUUUGAAAGAGGAACCCUCGGAGAAACAGCUCUUCAUGUCGCUGUGAUGAACGACAACUUGGACGCCGCUGUGGCUCUGAUGGACGGAGCGCCUGAACUCAUCAACGAGCCUAUGACCUCUGAGCUUUUCCAAGGUAUCACUCCUCUCCACAUUGCUGUGGUGAAUCAGAACAUCAACCUGGUUCAUCAGCUGAUUAGACGUGGAGGUGACGCCGCCACGCCUCGAGUCACCGGCCUGUAUUUCAGGAAGAGGAUAGGAGGCCUUAUGUACUGCGGUGAGCACAUUCUGUCCUUUGCUGUUAGUGCUGGGAACGAGGAGAUCAUCAACAUGUUAAUCGAUGCAGGAGCCAGCACCAGAGUCCAAGAUUAUCGAGGAAACACGUUGCUUCACAUUUUGGUUCUGCAGCCCAACAAGACCAUUUCAUGCCAGGUCAUGGACCUGAUAAUGACUCGCGAUCUGGAGCUGGACCAGCCGUUGCCCCUCGACAUGGUGCCCAACUACCGAGGCCUCACACCUUUUAAACUGGCUGCCAAAGAGGGGAACAUCGUGGCCUUCCAGCACCUGGUUAAUAAAAGGCGUGUGGUCCAGUGGAGUCUGGGACCUUUGACCUCUCACCUGUUUGACCUGACUGAGAUUGACUCCUGGGCUGACAACAUGUCAGUGCUGGAGGUUAUCGUGAGCAGCCCAAAUAAAGAGGCGAGGAGUCUUCUGGAGGUGACUCCUGUGAGGCAGCUGGUGAAUCUCAAGUGGAACCUGUAUGGAAAAUAUUAUUUCAGGUUCCUGCUGUUACUUUACCUCCUGUACAUCGGGACCUUCACCCUGUGUUGUGUGUAUCGCCCCAUAAAGGACAGGAACUUCACAGUGACAGACACCGAUAAAACCAUCAUGGUCCAGAAAACAUUCAAAGAGAGUUAUGUGACUUAUGGGGACAGUCUGCGGCUGGUGGGAGAGAUCAUAAGUGUCCUGGGAGCCAUUAUCUCCCUGGUGCUGGAGAUCCCUGAUAUACUGAGAGUAGGAGCAAAGCGCUACUUUGGUCAGACGGCCCUCGGAGGACCUUUCCACAUCAUCCUCAUCUGCCAUGCGUCCUUGGUGGUGCUGCUGUGCGUGUUCAGAAUCUGCGGGGUGCAGGCCGAGGCUGAAAUCAUGUUACUGAGUCUGGUGUUCGGCUGGUGCAAUAUCAUGUUUUUCGCUCGCGGCUUUGAACUGCUUGGGCCUUACGUCAUCACGAUACAGAAGAUUGUAUUUGGAGAUGUGAUAAAAUUCAUGUUUAUGUCUAUCAUUUUGCUCAUGGGAUUUUCCACCUCCCUUUGGAUGGUGUACAUGACCCAGGAUCCAAAGCAGAAUCCUCUGUACGACUCCUUUCCCAACACUCUCUUCUCUCAGUUUGAGAUCAGCGUGGGCAUGGUCAACCUGCCAGUGGAUCCGACCACCGAGUUAAACCCCAUUGUCAACGUUUUGCAUGUCGCCUACUCUAUGGUUCUCUACGUCCUGAUGCUCAAUCUGCUGAUUGCCAUGAUGAGCGACACACACUGGAGGGUUUUCAAGGAGAAAGAUGAGCUCUGGAGGACUCAGGUUGUGGCCACAAUUUUAAUGCUGGAGAGGAGGCUUCCCCGCUGUUUGUGGCCUCGGCUCGGAUUGUGUGGGCUUGACUUUGGCCUGAAGGAGCGUUGGUAUCUCAGGGUUGAGGACAGAAACGACUCCAUGAAGCAAAAGGUUCGCCGCUACGUCAAAGUUUUCUCCAAGGAGGACGAGAAGGAGAAAGAGGGACAGAAGCCCGACCCGUCGAAGGAAUCCCCGUUCCUUCGAUCUAAAACCAGUGAAAGCAGGAUCCAGGCGGCGCGGGCCAGCUGGAAGAUGAUCCGUCACAGCACUUUGGGUUUGGAGAUGGAGCAGUGGAGCGAGCCAGAGGAGAACCACAACAUCAAAUAUGUGUAGCAUCUGAUUCUGCCUGAUUAGUCUGACGAACCGUGUUUCCUUUCCCUUCUUGUGAACUGUGCAAUUAUCCCUGCAGUAUUAAGCUAUAGAGGAAAAAAGAGUGUUAUUUUUAUAGCAAUGUAUCAUAAGAUGUAGCAGCAACAUAUGCAGGGCUAGAGAGGUUGAACUUGUCAUGUAGCUGCUCGAGUA
Nematolebias whitei (Rio pearlfish) is the source of this 2452-nucleotide messenger RNA. Its product is annotated as transient receptor potential cation channel subfamily V member 5. The coding region runs from base 110 to 2263 and encodes 717 amino acids. The transcript is spliced from 17 exons. Gene Ontology annotation, biological process: calcium ion import across plasma membrane. Gene Ontology annotation, molecular function: protein binding; calcium channel activity. Gene Ontology annotation, cellular component: membrane. NCBI's taxonomy places the organism in Eukaryota, Metazoa, Chordata, Actinopteri, Cyprinodontiformes, Rivulidae. The record is from RefSeq and is a predicted model, not a curated record.